Cornus florida is the source of this 1252-nucleotide messenger RNA. Its product is annotated as transcription factor MYB1R1. Lineage: Eukaryota; Viridiplantae; Streptophyta; Magnoliopsida; Cornales; Cornaceae. Gene Ontology annotation, biological process: response to gibberellin; response to ethylene; response to auxin. Bases 125 to 994 code for a protein of 289 amino acids. Gene Ontology annotation, molecular function: DNA binding. The transcript has 3 exons. The record is from RefSeq and is a predicted model, not a curated record.
CACACAGUGCAUUCAUUUUGUUUUCGUCAACCCAUUGUACGGCCUUCAGAUACCAUUUGAGAACCACCACGACCACCACUUCACGGUUUCAAUUCAUUCGCUUCCACACAAUCGAAUCGAGAAUAUGUCCUCUGGCGGAGACAGUGGUGGCUCCGGCGAGAUCAUGCUCUUCGGAGUCCGAGUCAAGGUGGACCCGAUGAGGAAGAGCGUCAGCAUGAACAAUCUGUCGCAGUACGAGCAGCCUCAUGAGUCGUCGACGAACGUAGAGGUCGCCGCUGGUGGUGGUUACGCGUCCGCCGAUGACGCCGUCCACCACCAGUCCUCCGGCAGUCGCGAGCGCAAGCGAGGAGUUCCAUGGACUGAAGAAGAGCACAAGCUAUUCCUGUUGGGAUUGCAAAGAGUAGGCAAAGGAGAUUGGAGAGGAAUCUCAAGGAACUUUGUGAAGACUCGCACACCCACACAAGUUGCUAGCCACGCUCAGAAGUACUUCCUCCGGCGGAGCAACCUUAACCGGCGUCGCCGUCGAUCCAGCCUCUUUGACAUCACAACUGAUUCGGUAACUGCAGUUCCAAUGGAAGAAGAAAAAGAUCAUCAAGAUAAUACAUCUCAGGCCCUUCUGCCAACAACCCCGUUGUCUCAACCGGAGAAUUCCAAUGUCAGUGGAUUUGCGGUGCCACCGUUUCCGGUGACUGUUGGUCCUGUUUUGUUACCGGCACAGAUUGAGAAUCCGAUGGAAAACUUAACUCUAAGACAAGUUGAUCAAGUGAACAAUGCAUCGACAAACCUUGUCCGUCCGAUCCCUGUUCUUCCAUCUCCUUAUGCAUCAUCAACGAGGGAUUUUAACUUAAAUCAAAGCUUGAUGAUGAUUGAUCCGCUGUCGCUCUCUCUCAAGCUCUCCUUGUCGUCUGAUGAUCAGAAUCAAUCCUUGAGGCAUUCGGCAUUUCAGGUGAUGUCAAGCUUUAGCAAUGGAGAUAGCAUCAUCAGUGUUACUUGAAAAAAUAUUACAUUUGAAAAAAAAAAAAAAUAGGUCCAUAAUUAGAGAGAUUGGAUUAAGAAAAAGAUGAUGAGAUAAUUAGUUUGACCAGAAUUGUUGCUUUCUUAUGUACAGACCAAAAAACUGUGAUGUCUUGUUGUAUUUGUUGUUUGUUUUAUGCUACACUAUUAUAUUUAGAUUCCCAUUUGUUUGGCUGUUUUUUAUAUGUAGUUGAAAACAAUUGAAUAGCACUUGGCAGUACUCUUUUGUUUUUGGUGA